Molecule: messenger RNA, 516 nt
Organism: Ruditapes philippinarum (Manila clam)
Lineage: Eukaryota; Metazoa; Mollusca; Bivalvia; Venerida; Veneridae
Exons: 1
Coding region: 1-516 (171 amino acids)
Source: RefSeq, a predicted model, not a curated record
AUGAAUGAAAUGAAACAAAAAUGUCGUCUGCAUCGGACUGCUGCAAUAAGUUUGAGCGAAGGAUUAGGGUCUGAAGGAUGGAGGUACUUUGUUUAUGGUAGACAAUGUCCUGUAAGUAAUGGUUUCAUUCACGAUAAAGAAACUAAUCUUUGCAUUAAGAUUUCUGAGCAACAACUCGAAGCUGAUGAAGGAGAACAGUUCUGUACAAAUAAUUCCGCAAAACUUGUUACUCUUGAAACGCCUAACAAGCAAGCUCGUGUAAGUAAUCUUCUUGCAAAGAUGCAAUUUUCGUACAACAAGGACAGUUAUCGAAUCGGAUUGCACUAUAUUGCACCACAAUGGGUCUGGAACAAUGGCGAAGUUUUGAGCUAUAAUAAUUGGGGACAAAAUGAACCAAACUGCAAGUGUGCAUGUGGUGGUGUAAUAGUAUAUGCUCUUGGUUGGUACGAUAAUGGUGAUAACUGCAAGAAGGAAACCGCAUAUUCAGUAUGCGAGAUCGAGAUAAAGAUAAUGUGA